This is a messenger RNA of Plasmopara halstedii, 498 nucleotides long. RefSeq names its product Zinc finger, MYND-type. The coding region runs from base 1 to 498 and encodes 165 amino acids. The record is from RefSeq and is a predicted model, not a curated record. Lineage: Eukaryota; Oomycota; Peronosporomycetes; Peronosporales; Peronosporaceae. Gene Ontology annotation, molecular function: protein binding. The transcript has a single exon.
AUGGAGCUAGUACGCCUCAGCGACGAAGGCAUAAAAUUGGCUAAGAUUGGAAAAUUGCGCGAGGCCGAAAAGAUUUUUCGCGAUGUACUGACACGAAAGCCUGCUGCAGGUUUUGACGACGUCUCCCUGGCACUGACACAACAUGAAUUGGGCGGAGUCCUGCGCCAGUUUGGUGAUUUAGAUGCGGUGUUGGAAUUACUUACGAAGUCACUUGCGGUACGUGAUCGCGCGGAUGACAAAGCGUGUAUCUCUAUUGCGCUACGAGAUAGCAACAUCACGCGCGAAGAGAUUGCCAAGGUAUACGAGGCUAAGGGCGAUUACAUUAAAGCGCUACAGAUGCGGCAGCCAGACAAACGCAUUUGCGGUAACGAAGUUUGCGAGACAAUUGACUAUAGUGACGAUGAACUGGUUGCCUGCAGCCGGUGUAAGUGUGUAUUUUAUUGCAGCAAGACGUGUCAGCGCCAGGACUGGAAAAGUCGUCACAAGUCGUUCUGCUAA